AUGAAACUGACCAUCAUAUCACAUUAUCGCCCUCUGCUGAUGGUCACCUUUACGCAGUGUCGUGGUCUAACAUCUCAUUUUACGCUUAAAGGGGCGCGUCGCGUCGUACGCCCAACAAGGGGAGUUUUACAAAACAACCUGCGAAAAGGUAAGACCCAGACCCGCUCGUGGUGUUCUGAUGGGCCAGUUGCUGAUCGGGUUGAAGUACGGCUGAAUCGGCUCGAUGGUGAAGACAACGGUAUAGUGGAAGUGCUGAUGUGUCGUGAAAGGGCGAGGAACUCUCUGGGACGUGGGUUUGUGGGUCAGAUGAGAGAGCUGGUGUCAUCGUUGCAUCAUGAUGCAGCAGUUCGUGUGGUGGUCUUCAGGAGUUUGAUACCCUGCAGGUAUUAUUUUUGUGUGUUAACAGGGGCAGAUCUUAAGGAGAGAGCUCAGAUGAGUAACCCUGAGGCAGAGCUGUUUGUACAUGGCCUCCGAUCACUAAUGAAUGACAUCGCUGCGCUGCCCAUGCCAACCAUCGCAGCAGUGGACGGCUUUGCUCUCGGGGGCGGUUUGGAAUUGGCACUAGCGUGUGACCUUCGCACAGCAGCACAUUCUGCGCAGAUGGGCCUGAUUGAAACCACGCGAGGAUUACUCCCAGGGGCUGGUGAGAAAAAUGCUCUGAUUGCCGUGCGAAUGGCUAAAGUAGCCAUGAAUCGAGGCUCUGAGGUGGACAUCUCUUCAGGAAUGGCUAUUGAGGGAAUGUGUUACGCCAGGCUCAUUCCUACACGGGACAGACAAGAGGGCAUGGCUGCGUUUAUAGAAAAGAGGUCUCCAAGGUACAUUGGAGAGUGAAAGUCUAUAUCUGCAAAACACGUUUCAAAUCCACAUGGUACUAGUACAAACAUUCUGAACAUGCUGUACUUGCGUUACUACAUUGUACCAAGUGUUGGGUUUCAAUUUCCUUUGAAAUCUGAGCUUUGCAAUGCGUAAAAAUAACUGCC
This is a messenger RNA of Sinocyclocheilus rhinocerous, 980 nucleotides long. RefSeq names its product enoyl-CoA hydratase domain-containing protein 2, mitochondrial-like. Bases 1 to 831 code for a protein of 276 amino acids. Gene Ontology annotation, molecular function: catalytic activity. The transcript is spliced from 9 exons. The record is from RefSeq and is a predicted model, not a curated record. Lineage: Eukaryota; Metazoa; Chordata; Actinopteri; Cypriniformes; Cyprinidae. Gene Ontology annotation, biological process: fatty acid beta-oxidation. Gene Ontology annotation, cellular component: mitochondrion.